AUGGCGAAGAUUGAUGUGGCUCCUGGAGUCUAUUCCGGAGCUUCAGCAGAUGGAGAGGGAACAGACUCGGUGGCCAGCUGGGGCCAGGGUCGAAGUCCAGCCGCCGGAGGCCUUGAGUCAGGACGGUCCCUGGAGGCAGUGGCAUCAGGAGGGACCUCGGAGCCUGGCUGCAGGAGCCGGAGCGCGAAGCCCCGGAGGGUGCACUCGCCCUGGCAGCUCUCCGCGGCCGCCAAGCUGGAGCUGGACGUGAAGACCGGGAGCGCCGGGCCGGCGGCUGCGGCACAGAGGCUCCGCCAGCCGGAGACCCCGGCGGAGAGCUCCCGGCAGAGUGGCCGGGCCAGGAGUGUGCUGCGCUGGUUCUCCACCGCGGUCCUGUAUGCCGCCUUCCUGGGGCUGGGACUGAGCGUUGGUAUCCUGGGACCCACAUUUCAAGAUCUGGCAGAAAACGUGAACAGGAACAUCAGUAGCCUGUCUCUGAUAUUCGUGGGCCGCGCCGCUGGGUUCCUGGGUGGCUCUAUGAUUGGCGGGGUUCUCUUUGACCACGUGGAUCAGUUCUUUCUUUUGGGGGUGUCUACGGUGGCAACUGCAGCCGGACUUUAUCUUGUCCCGUUCUGCAAGACGGCGGCCCUGCUGAUCAUCACCAUGUCUGUCUUUGGGGCUUCCGUUGGUGUUGUGGAUACGGGUGCAAACGUCCUCAUCUUGGCUCUUUGGGGGGACAAAGGAGCCCCCCAUAUGCAGGCCUUGCACUUCGGUUUCGCCUUGGGUGCCUUCCUGGCUCCCCUGCUGGCUAAAUUGGCCUGGGGUACCACAGCAUCCGCUCAGAACCACACCGAGUCCGACUUUGACCCUCUAAUGCUGAACCGAUCCUCCAAAGCCUCCUCAGACUCUGUGUUCGCGGUACCCGAGGACAUGAAUUUGCUGUGGGCAUAUGCUUCCAUUGGCACCUAUGUCUUAGCCAUUUCUGUCUUUAUGUUUGGUCUGUUUUGUAAGAAACAUUCGCGGCAGGAAAAAUCUGCAGCAUCUGCUCAGGGAGCUCGAAGGGCUAAAUAUCACAGGGCCCUGCUCUGCCUCCUCUUCCUGUUCUUCUUCUUCUAUGUGGGAGCUGAGGUGACCUACGGCUCUUUUGUGUUCUCCUUCGCCACCACCCACGUUGGCAUGGAAGAGAGUGAGGCAGCUGGCUUGAACUCCAUCUUCUGGGGAACCUUUGCAGCCUGCAGGGGCCUGGCCAUCAUCUUUGCGACAUUCCUACAGCCUGGAACCAUGAUUGUGCUGAGCAACAUUGGCAGCCUGGCCUCAUCUUUCUUUCUGGUUCUUUUUGACAAGAACCCUCUCUGUCUCUGGAUCGCGACAUCUGUGUAUGGAGCCUCAAUGGCGACCACAUUUCCCAGUGGAGUUUCCUGGAUUGAGCAGUACACCACCUUAACUGGGAAAUCCACAGCAUUCUUUGUAAUUGGCGCUGCCCUGGGAGACAUGGCCAUUCCUGCAGUGAUCGGAAUUCUUCAGGGAUACUACCCAGAUCUGCCAGUAGUUCUGUACACAUGUCUGGGUUCAGCCAUAUUCACGGCUGUUUUAUUUCCUGUGAUGUAUAAAUUAGCCACCUUACCCCUGCAACGCCAGCACAAAGGAAAAAGGAUAAGGGAGGACCAGACAGCUUUGCCCACUAGUUCUAGGCUGUGAGAAAGAGAAUACAUGAGAACAUUAAAAACAAACAAACAAACAAACAAACAAGCAGUGGAAGAGAUUUUGAAGUUGUUGUGAGUCAUCCUGGAGCCCAUCUGUAACGGAGACAUCUGGAGAUAAGAUGGAGCCCAUAGAAGUGCCAUUCUAUUGAGUUCUCUGCAGUUAAUAAAGGCAACCCCCCUGAAACACAUCUGGACAAGAGGCACGUAUACUGAGAGAGAAUGAGUUACUUAGUAACUUUACCAAAUUAAGAGUUCAAUCAACCGGAAAGUGAAAAUUUCCCAAAGCCUCCUGGUGCUCAAGCUUUCUGGGGGCUAUUUGUAGAGAAUGCUAGAAAAUUCAGAAAUGUUCUGUGAUCCUUGGUCACCCAUGAACUACCGCAUGGGCUCACAUGGUGAGAUCUCACUCGGGGGCUUCUGUUCCGGCAGGUGAAUGUUAGGUGAUCACUACCUUUCAGAGCCUAUGAGGAAGGCAGAAGAGGUUGGGACGCUGUGGGCAUCCUGACAUCAGAUGGGUUUUCUUGCCAGUGACCACCCACCCACAUUCUACCAAGUGUUUGUGAAAUCUUCUUGUAAGAGUCAGACGUUUCUAUAACUGCUGUAGACCUGGGUCACUGUGUGCCACUGACAACGACGGAUUCCAGAUGUUUA
Apodemus sylvaticus (European woodmouse) is the source of this 2330-nucleotide messenger RNA. RefSeq names its product sodium-dependent glucose transporter 1A. Gene Ontology annotation, biological process: transmembrane transport. NCBI's taxonomy places the organism in Eukaryota, Metazoa, Chordata, Mammalia, Rodentia, Muridae. The record is from RefSeq and is a predicted model, not a curated record. The coding region runs from base 1 to 1677 and encodes 558 amino acids. The transcript is spliced from 5 exons.